AUGUCGCAGGUGCAGCAGCCACCCCCGCCACCUGUCGACGAGCCCGCCCCCGAGCCGGAGCAGCCGCAGUUCGCGCCUCUGGAGAAGGGCGAAGAGAUAACACCAGAAGAGGCCGCGCGCCGCGAGAAAGUGCGUGCGGCGGCGAGGGAAAGGCAACGGAAACACCGUGCGCUGGUGAAGCAGAAGAAGUUGAGGGAGCUUGGCCUCGAUAUGGGCAAUGAGCUUCUCCCGGGCAUCGAAGAGGUCCAGUAUCGUCUCAACGCAGAUGGCCAGUACCAGCCAAUUAUUCAUGACAUGCAGCAACACGCACAUGCGCAGCACCCCCAUAUGCACGAACCGCCGUUCCCCCAGGGCCAGCCAUUAGGUGGGCAGACGUUCGCGUCGACCCUGCUCCUGUCCUUCUCCUGCGCGCCUCUCCUCAAGGCGCAUCUCCUUCGCACACUGAACAUGAGCAACGAAGAGCUCGCCUCGCUUGAGCCAAUUAUUGCUCAAGCAUGGGAUCAUUGGGAUCAGCAGCGGCGUAUGCACUACGCGCAACAAAACGCGGCCGCCGCCGCGGCGAACAAACCGGACGGCGGGCAUGUACCAGACGGGUCGGUCUCCCAGUAUACUGCUAUGACCACUCACGCCGUUAACCAAGCGAUCAACGCCGUCAAUCACCAGCAAUAUGUCCAUGAGCCACCACCUGCACAGGGGUCCCCAAACGACUUUCGCGCCCGGUUCCAUCGCCCACUAGUUGCGCCAUCGCCAUUCCGGAUGGGUGCAGACCAGCAGCAGGCGAUGGCGAACACAGCGAGCGCCGCGACGCUCGCGGCGGCCGCGGCCGCGGCAGCAGCAGCAGCAGCAGCGGGACCGUCGCAGGGGGCGGAGCAGAUAGACCCGAACAAUAACUUGGAUCCACAGCUUGGGCAGGCGAGAGAGGAGGCAGUAGGGGUGGCAAAACAACUGGAACGAUCGUAA
Molecule: messenger RNA, 960 nt
Organism: Phanerochaete carnosa HHB-10118-sp
Lineage: Eukaryota; Fungi; Basidiomycota; Agaricomycetes; Polyporales; Phanerochaetaceae
Exons: 2
Coding region: 1-960 (319 amino acids)
Source: RefSeq, a predicted model, not a curated record